Lepisosteus oculatus (spotted gar) is the source of this 3597-nucleotide messenger RNA. RefSeq names its product potassium channel, subfamily K, member 9 (gene kcnk9). Gene Ontology annotation, biological process: stabilization of membrane potential; potassium ion transmembrane transport. The record is from RefSeq and is a predicted model, not a curated record. Lineage: Eukaryota; Metazoa; Chordata; Actinopteri; Semionotiformes; Lepisosteidae. Gene Ontology annotation, molecular function: potassium ion leak channel activity; outward rectifier potassium channel activity. Gene Ontology annotation, cellular component: plasma membrane.
CCCCAAGAAUUGUAAUAUGUUUAUAAGUAGGAGUGGCCAUCGACAGCGGAAUGGCAGUGGUAGGGGGGACUUGGAGAGAGACUGGGGAACCCGGGAUAUUGCAGACCUUUUCAGCAAACACGUCCAACAGGAGAAAGUAUGGAGGGCAUGGCUUAAACUGUAAAGCCGCCGGCAACGAAGCUGCUACAAGUAUCUCGCAACUGAAGCCACUGACAGUAACUUAAAAAAAGGCAAAACAGUAGCUUCUUAUCCUUAUUACAUUGUUAAUAGACAAAGGUGUUGGGAAACUUAUUGGUCCACUUUUAUCGCGAUGCAUCCUUCUACCUUACCUAAAAUAAAAAAAUGUCCUAUUUUCUUCAGCCUGAUAUUAUUAAUAAUCAAUGGGGAAAUGUUAUAAAGGAGCUGCAAUUCUUUAACGUGAUUCUCUUGAGUCCCUGUUUAGGAUUUUUUUUUACCUCGGGAAAUUCAGAUGACAAGCUACAGUACCAGUCCUAUACUUGCACAGUUAUUUUGUGCUCAGUCUCAGAAGAUUUAAUUGAAUAGAAAGACGGGGCAACUGAAUAACAUUUAAGGGGAUUCUUUCAAGUCUUUUUUUUCUGUCACGUUUACCCAUCUCUCGGGCUGUCUUGAAUGCUGCUGUGGUUGUAUACCGUGAUCUGCAUUUUAUCCAGGGCGGAAAUCCGAAGGUUUGCUACGGUAGUUCCUUCGAAAGACUCGAGACUGACUAGCUAAGAGUGCUUCUUUAAGUGACCAGUGUGUUUUUCUUUUAGUCCAUUCGAUGAUUGAAGAGAUACCGGCUUUCCUCAAAUCUAGUUCUUUAUUUUGUAUUUCUAUGAAUGCAACAUCUCCCUCGGACGCAAUUCAAGACCAGACCUUUACUGCCACGAAUGUUCUUUUUUUGUACGGCGAUCUGCUUUAUGUUUGAUUCCUGUUCAAUCUAAUUUAGGAUCAUCGCCUCUGAUCACAGACCCCCACAGCGAUCAUCCAGUGAGUUGCAGUUUUCAAGUCUACUGCUGUGUUGCCUUUAACUCUUUCAUCUGUCUGUUCUCAAGAUCUUGUAGAAAGGAACAAGAGAGCACUUUUCCAUCCCCGGUUUGAUUUGAUAUUUAUGGCAUUGCGUGUCAGUUACUUGCAACUUAAAUUUAUUUUCUCCAAAGAGGAGCUUUGCGUUCAAAAACCUGCUGUACAUCUGUUGAGUGUAGCGACAGAGAACACGUUGGUGCUAACUGCAAGAAACUUCGGAACAAAAUGUUCAAGGAUGUUCUUCCUUUCGUCUCUUUUUUGCCCUGGAACCUUUGUUUUUAUAUAUAAACUAAAGAGAAUGUCUCCAACACCAACCGGUAAAACGAAACUAAAGAUAUAAUUUAAAUACAUGAUAGUAUUUUUCAUUCAUUGUUUUAUGCAUUUAGUAUGUAUAAUUCCGUCCAUUUACACCUUUAACCCUAGUAAACCACAAAAAGCACGGCUGUCUCGUUGCUAGCUGUUGAUGGCACUACGCACUGGGACGACUUGGUUUGGGCAGGUCUUGCGCAGAGUCUCUCGGCUGCAGGGCACCUGGUCCCGGCGAUCGAGCAGCCUCUUGUGUCUCUCCUCUUCCCAGGAACAGGAUCAAGAAGCCGGUAAUAGAAACCACAACCGUCUUCAACACUCCAGCGUCCAUCGCACCCACCAUCACCACCACCAAGAUCUCUGCCCCCCUGGGUCCGAUCGCUGCCGGAGCCUUCCCAGCUGCUGCUGCGCCUUCUUGGAGAAUCCGAGGGGACAUGAGCCCCUCACUCGCCGGUUCCUGGUGGCCAUGAAGCGGCAGAACGUGCGGACCCUGUCCCUAAUUAUCUGCACGUUCACCUAUCUCCUGGUCGGGGCGGCGGUGUUCGAUGCUCUUGAGUCCGAUUUCGAAAUGAGGGAGAAAGAGCAGCUUGAGGCCGAGGAAAAGCGUCUCCAAGGGAAAUAUAACAUAAGCGAGGAGGACUACCGUAAUCUGGAGACUAUCAUAAUGGAGGCCGAACCUCACAGGGCAGGGGUUCAAUGGAAAUUUGCAGGCUCUUUUUACUUUGCAAUCACAGUCAUUACCACUAUAGGUUAUGGGCAUGCAGCACCUGGUACAGAUGCUGGUAAGGCCUUCUGCAUGUUCUAUGCAGUGCUGGGAAUUCCUCUUACUCUGGUGAUGUUCCAGAGCCUUGGUGAGCGCAUGAACACCUUCGUCAAGUACCUUCUGAAACGGAUCAAGAAGUGCUGCGGCAUGAGAAGUACCGAGGUUUCCAUGGAGAACAUGGUGACGGUGGGCUUCUUCUCCUGCAUCGGCACCCUUUGCAUUGGAGCUGCGGCAUUCUCCCACUACGAGGAGUGGAGCUUCUUUCAGUCCUACUACUACUGUUUCAUCACAUUGACUACUAUAGGCUUUGGGGAUUUUGUGGCUUUGCAAAAGAACAGAGCACUCCAAAGGAAGCCCCUGUACGUGGCAUUCAGUUUCAUGUACAUCCUGGUUGGGCUGACGGUCAUCGGGGCCUUCCUCAAUCUCGUGGUUCUCCGCUUCCUGACCAUGAACAGUGAAGACGAGAGGCGGGAUGCCGAGGAGCGGGCAUCCUUGGCAGGCAACCGCAACAGCAUGAUCAUCCACAUCCAGGAGGACUCCCAGCACGGACGGCAGCGUUACAAAGCAGAGGUGACGGAUCUGCAGUCCGUCUGCUCGUGCAUGUGCUACCGGUCUCAUGAGUUUACCAGCCGUGUGGUUUCCCACCAGAACUCUUUCAGCUCACAGCUGAACCCCCAGUACUUUCACUCUGUCUCGUACAAGAUUGAGGAAAUCUCACCGAGCACCUUGAAAAAUAGCCUUUUCCCCUCUCCCAUCAGUUCAGUCUCCCCUGGCCUCCAUAGUUUCACAGACAAUCACCGAUUAAUGAAAAGAAGGAAAUCAAUUUGAGCGUACAGUACUCCUUAGUCUUUUCUUUCAUCACUAGUUUCUAAAUUCCCCUCCUCCCACCUCUUCUUAGCGUUUUUCUCUUUCAUUCUGGGUUUCCGUUUCCUCAGUCCAAAAAUGGACAGCUGGAAGAUAAGAGCAACUUUCAGAUGAACAAUAAAAUGGUCAACUUUGGCGUUCUUGGGGAAACAAAGCAUGAAGCAUGGAUACUUAAUUUUCCAGAGGAAUGGUGAAUUUGAAAACAAAAUGCGCCUUACUUACUCAGCCCUUCCCUUUGCUCCCCUGUUUUGGGUGGGUUACAAUUAAAUCUCUUUACCUUGGUAUCAUACCAAAUGUUGCACACUGAAGCUUGGGGAAAGCAUUGGGAAAUAAUUAUUACAAAAGGGAGUAUGCCUGUUUAACCUUAACUUGAAUAGAUCGCAAUUAUGUGCGAUUUCAGUGCCACAGUUAAACAGAUAAAAAUAUUUUAAGAGCAUCAGGUAUUAUUUUCUAUAAGCAAUUAUAUUUAGACAAAGGAAACUGGUUGCUUAGAUAUUAAAAGAAAACAUCAUAAUAAAGACUUAAAAAGCCAAAAUCUUGUUGCCAAUCAGAGCAUGCGCAUUAAAAGCAGUCAUAUAAUGGGUGUGCCAUGGUUAUUUGAUUUCAUUUGAUUUUUAAAUUUUAUUUUGUAAAAGCAGGUU